Symbiodinium pilosum is the source of this 1071-nucleotide messenger RNA. NCBI's taxonomy places the organism in Eukaryota, Dinophyceae, Suessiales, Symbiodiniaceae. The record is from the annotation of a GenBank genome assembly.
AUGUCGGAGGCGGCCAGUGGCAGCGGAGAUCGUGUGAAGAGGAGGAGGAAGGGAGCCAAGGUCCUCCGCAUCGGAAGCGCGUGCUCAGGAUGGUGUUCUGAGCUCUUCGCUGCUGAGAAGCUACAACUUGCGCACGUAUCAUGUUUUGCUUGUGACACAGACCGCAAUUGCCAAGCAGUGUCCCAGCAGCUCUGGCGACACGAGAAGUACUUCCAGGAUGCCUUAGGGGACGAGUUCAUGCAGGACACUCCCAGCGACAUCGACCUGUUCACAGCAGGGCCCCCGUGCCAGCCUUUCUCCCAACAGGGAGAAAGGCGAACAAUUGAUGAUCCUCGCGCUGCGCUGUUGCUGCAAAUGGUUCUGUGGAUUGCUCGCAAGAGACCUACCACGUUCAUCAUUGAGCAGGUGAAAGGCCUGCAAUCCUUUGCUCCAAAACUCCUGCUUUAUGUGCUCCAGACACUCGCCAACUUGGAAGCGCCGACCGCUGGGAAGGAGAAACUCUACACCGUGCAGUACCGUUUGCUCGAUGCAAGUGUGCACUCUGGACUGCCGCAGCACCGCGAACGCCUGUUCAUCGUUGGUGUGAAGCGUGCCCGUCAGAAGCGUGCCCUGGUUUGGCCUGCCGAGGUGCCUAUGCGCUCGCUUACAGACUUCGUCAAGCCCAGAGCAAGCUUGGAGGAGCUCUGCCUUGACUCUGCGGAGCCUCACUCAAACACAGCGCGCAAGAACCUGCGCGAAUCUUGCGCAAAGAUCCGGGCUGCUGGGGGCGAUCCCGACAAGGACAAGUACAUCAUCAACUUGAGGACUGGCUUCAAGAGCCACCAUAUGCUCAAUCGCUGUCCCUGCUUGACUCGGGCCAUGGGCAGAUCCACGGACGGCUUCUACGCUUCCUGGUUGCAUCGGCGCGUAGGUAUCCCAGAGCUUGUGCAACUUCAAGGCGUGCCGUGGGAGAGAGUACAGGCCUGCACCGACACUGUGAGCCCACAGAUCUUGGGGGGCAUCGCGGGCAAUGCUAUCCCUGUGGACUUGCUGGCUCGUGUCAUGUUGAUGGUGCUGAACGCUGCAGACCUG